This is a messenger RNA of Gryllus bimaculatus (two-spotted cricket), 2074 nucleotides long. NCBI's taxonomy places the organism in Eukaryota, Metazoa, Arthropoda, Insecta, Orthoptera, Gryllidae. The record is from the annotation of a GenBank genome assembly.
UGGUUACGAUUCUAGCCGCUUGGCUGUGUUCUGGAUUGCCCUCUCCACCUCGUAUUCUGGCCGGCCGAAGCCGAGCUAGAGUCACUCAGUUCGUUCUUCAUCCAGCCGACUUUCGCCCUGAACGUCCUGGCCGAGAUGGUGUGGCGUGAGACGAGGAGGCGAUUAGAUAUUUGGCAGUUUCCUUUUCAGUACUUUAUUUCAUUGUUGUACGAGUCUCUGAUGUUGCGGUGUGAGUGGUUACAGAAAGAUCAGAAAAUGGCUCGAAUAAAGACUAUUAAUGAUCUUCCUGAUGAGAUACUAGUAGAAAUUUUCUCAUAUCUUACUGUGGAAGACCUUGCAACAAGAGUGAGGAAAGUAUGUAGCAGAUGGGAAGAAGUUGCAAAAGAGAACAAACUCUGGAGAAAUUUGACAUACACACCAAGCAAUAAAACUUCACUAGAUCAAAUCAUAGAAGUAUUAAAGGGUGCUCCAAAGCUUCAAAUGUUUAUUCCUGAGGGUGAAUACAUAAAUGGACAACUCUUAAAAGCUGUAGUAACAUAUUGCAAAGAUAUAAGAUCAUUAAAGAUACGAGUUAAUAAAGCUGACAAUAUAUUGGUUUUGAUAGUUGUGUUUUUUUGUCGAAGUAUAGAAGAUCUUUCUAUUGAAACUGAGGAUUUUGUGUCAACUAAGUAUUUGCUGAUGGUCAGUCUGUGCCCAAAAUUGAGGCAUUUGAAACUAAGUGGACAAACAGUUGACAAUAAUGAUAGCCUUUUCUCUGAUAUAUUAAAUGGAUUUCCAUCUCUUAGAAGGCUUGAUAUCAGCAAUUUGCAUUACAAACAUAACGAUUUGAAAUGUUUCUUGAAACAGAAUAAAAAUAAACUGCAUUAUUUGUGUGUGAACUGUUGUCCUCCAGCACAAAGCUGUUUACUUCCGGUGCUUGCUAAAUAUUGCACUGUGCUUGAGAUUUUACAUGUAUUUGGGCAUAGAGGUAUAUCUUCUUCAGCAGAAUUUUCUUGUUUUAAAAAUAUGAAGCACCUGAAAGAUCUUUCUGUCAUAGAUUUUCAAUGCAAUAAUAUCUAUGGUGCAAUUGAUUAUUUUGAAUCUGGAGUAGUCCAUAAUCUUCACAGUCUAAAGUUAAGCAACUUUGGUACAAUUGACAAAAGAUUGACUAAUGCUAUUUUCACCAAGUGUUUGAAUCUGAAAGACUUAAAUCUUGGUAAGAAUAAUUCACUGACAGAUGAUUGUUUACAGUUUAUUGGAAAUUUGAUUUAUUUAGAAUAUUUGUAUUUGUGUGGCUGUAAUGCUCUAACCACUAAAGGCGUUUCUUAUAUAUUUAAAUGUUCUAAGUUGAAGUAUGUGAACCUUAAUAAAUGCAAAAACAUCACGAGAGAAAGCUUGGAAGCCCUUUGCAUUAAUUUAAAACGCAAAAGAUUUUACGUGGCUUCUUCAAUUGGAGCUGCACUCCACUGCGGAACUUGGCCCCCUAAAGUUCUAUCCUCCACUUCUGUUGGUCUUGUGAUCACUUAUUCCAAGUUUUAAAUCCCAUAACUUUUAGGUUCUGAAGCACAUAAUUCUCUCAUCUAAUUUACGUAUUUCCUUUUUACUUGCUCGCAUUACAGUGCAAGAAGAAAAAAGUAUUGUAAUCGUGCGCCGCAAAUCGGUGACUUUUCGACAGAAAAAAUCUUAUUACUGGGCUCUAGUAACGAAAAAAGUGGGUAAAUUGUGCUUCUAUUUAUAGUAAAUUCCUUCUAAAACGUUGUGUUGUCAGGAUUCGUAUCUUGGAGUCGGUCAUUUCCAGUGAUCCUGUUCCAGCGAUCCUUUUGGAUUUUACGUCUCUUGCGAUGUUUUAUUAUUUAUGAAGACUUUAAUUUGUCAUUUGCUUCUCUUCUCGAAAUUUGUUCAUCUUUGUUAAUUAAUCGGCAAACACGCGCUUAGCAACUAACCAUCUAUACAAGUUUUAAGAGCGCGUCCAUAGCAUCGGCCGUUAAAAUGCUCGAGAGUCCAUUAAAAUGAUUUUAACCGACUUUCGGGUUUCGAUAUUACCAGGGUUUAUAAAUCUUUGGAUAAAAAUGUUUUUUCCACAAAAUAGAUUUUU